Polypterus senegalus (gray bichir) is the source of this 631-nucleotide messenger RNA. Its product is annotated as resistin-like. The record is from RefSeq and is a predicted model, not a curated record. Lineage: Eukaryota; Metazoa; Chordata; Cladistia; Polypteriformes; Polypteridae. The coding region runs from base 110 to 439 and encodes 109 amino acids. The transcript is spliced from 4 exons. Gene Ontology annotation, cellular component: extracellular region. Gene Ontology annotation, molecular function: hormone activity.
CAGCCAGCAGGGUAUAAAUUAGAGCUGGCAGGGGCCAGGAUUCAGAGUUCUACCAGAAUUCAUCCACUUUCAGGUCAGCCAUUCUUCCUAACUGCACACUUGGAGAAAGAUGAAGUCGACUGCGCUGCUGCUGCUGCUAGUGGCACUCUGGUGCUCCUCCAGUUCUCAACAAUGCAACGUUGAUGACUUGAUCAAACUUGGGGGCAACGUGCUGCUAAAGGCCCUGGCAUCAUCUGUCUCGGAUAAAGCAGGUCUGCAAUGCACUAAUGUGAAGGCGACAGGAUCGUAUGCCAACUGCCCAUCCGAUUUGACGCCAAUGAGCUGCGCUUGUGGGAAUGCGUGUGGCUCCUGGGAUAUUCAGAAUGAGCAGACCUGCCACUGCCAGUGUGCCAACCAGGACUGGAGCUCUGCCCGCUGCUGCAAAAUAGGAACCAAUUAGGAGGCACAGUUGCUGCCACCUGCCAGCUGGGUAGCAGAUGUGAGCCUGCCAGCUGUGUGAAUGCUGUGAUUCUCCUCGAUUGUGCUGUUCUGUGUUACUACGCCUCUUGUGUAUUCUGCUUUUUGAUAUUUUCAGGUCACAAAAAUAAAAUGAAUUAAUCAGAUAUGGAAAAUAAAGCAAUGCAAACAUUAA